Messenger RNA from Oncorhynchus mykiss (rainbow trout), 1840 nucleotides. NCBI's taxonomy places the organism in Eukaryota, Metazoa, Chordata, Actinopteri, Salmoniformes, Salmonidae. The record is from RefSeq and is a predicted model, not a curated record.
UACACAUUAUUUCAUUCAAAGUAUCAUAUAGGCUAGAUUAUGAGCGAUCGUAAAUAGUCUACCAUACGGUUCUUCGAUGCUCUGGGGUAGGAUUGUCUUUUAGGGGCUUUGGCACAAAAACAUACCCGCUGGGGGUGUAGGUUUAAUAUUAAUAAUAAGGUAUGGUUACGGAUGAAUGCAAUGCCGGAUGUUUGAACCGGGAAAUUAGAGAUGAGGGAAUGUGGAAGCAGAUCUGAAGUACAAAAAGUCCUGCUCCUGACAGACAUCCUCCCUUCUUCCGUUUCCUUGAAGUAACCACUGACCUAUCAUAGAUAUUCAAGUGUAAGCAACGGUUCUUCAAUAUUACAUAGCUUUUGCCUAUCCUUCUUGUAUACAACUGUAAUGUCUGUCUGGCAGAUGGGCUAUAUGCAGGUAGAGGAGCACAAUUCCAACAUGUUACAUCUGAAAAGGUCACCUGGCAUCCGCUCCUGGUCGCUGCUUGUAGGUAUUGCGUCCAUUGGCCUGGCUGCUGCGUACUACACUUCAGACAGUGUCCUGUGGAAGCUGUUCUACGUGACGGGCUGUCUGUUCGUGGCCAUGCAGAACAUGGAGGAGUGGGAGGAGGCAGUGUUUGAUAAAACCAAGAAUGUGAUAGAGCUGAAGACCUUCAGUCUGUACACUCUGAUUCUCACCAUGUGGAGGAGAGGCCAGGAGAAAGUGGUGCUGGACAUGAGGCACCUGCGUGCCGUGUGUGUUCAGGAGGAGAAGGUGCGCUACCUGGGAAAGGGUUACCUGCUGGUGCUGCGGCUGACAACCGGUUUCUCCUACCCCCUCACACAGAGCGCCACCAUGGGGGGGCGCAGUGAUGUGGAGGCGGUGGCUUCGUUGCUCAAGCGUUUCCUGGGUCUGGAGGAGCUCCAGUGUCGCUGGGAGCAGGAGGAAGAGGAAGAGGAGGAAGAUGAGGAAGAUGACCUGGACCCCAGCACUGACUCAGAAGAAGAGGGGGACUUUGAACCCUCAGUGCAGUAGUGAUGAGGAGAGGAAGCCACUGUAGACUUGAAAUGCACACAAACAUAUUUUACAGCAUUUCGUAGUAUUAUCCCUGAUACUGUAAAUGGCCUGAAAUACUCUCUUGAGUGGUCGUUUUCCACAGAAGAUUUAAACUAAAUCAUAGUUUGGUGUCUGGCCUGUUCUUAAAAAAAAAAAAAAUCAUUACUGUAUAGUAUCUGCGUUACACACCUAUCCUUAUAGUUACAGUGCCUUUUUAUUUCAAUGUAAUCAGUAUUUGUGUGGAAAAACUCAAAACUUCCAACAUGCCAACAGGAUAGGCAACACAUUGGUGUGUUUGAGACCACCCAAGAGCAUCACUCUGCUCACUACAACCAUCCAUCUGAAUGCAUGUGACCGUAAACUAUAAUCAAGCAUGAAGAAUUUCCAGGGAUCAGUUAAGAAUAUUUAUGAAUGUCAAUACUUGCGUGUUCAUGUGUCUGUCAGCAUUCAUAGGUCUUAUUGCUAGGGCCGAACAGAAUCCGGGAAGGACGAAACAUCUUGAAAACAAAACAUCUUAAUCUAAUCUACCAUGGUUUAAUAUUCAUAGAGAACGCUACAGAUUGUCUCAGGUAACAUUCCUGUCCAUAGACUGUAAUGUGUUAGUAAUAAUGUGUAUAUUUGACAGGAAGGCUGUAUUACAUUGCAUAUGGACGGUAAUAACUACUGUGUCUGUUUAUGAGAGGAAGGUGAGUGAUGAUGCCUUGUGUUGCUUGAAAGAAAGACGAUGAAUGAGAGAUUUGUAAGUUUAAAUUUUUUUUUAUGUGUCCAGUUCCUGCUGGAUGACUGCAGGUACUGAUUUACCUUUCUUUUU